Molecule: messenger RNA, 1654 nt
Organism: Hypanus sabinus (Atlantic stingray)
Lineage: Eukaryota; Metazoa; Chordata; Chondrichthyes; Myliobatiformes; Dasyatidae
Gene: bmp6
Product: bone morphogenetic protein 6
Exons: 7
Coding region: 152-1456 (434 amino acids)
Biological process (GO): SMAD protein signal transduction
Cellular component (GO): extracellular region
Molecular function (GO): growth factor activity; cytokine activity
Source: RefSeq, a predicted model, not a curated record
GAGAGUGUGCGGUACACGCAUGGACUGAGUCGUUGCAGGCAUAGGGUGUAUUUAUAUAUUAUAUAUACAUAUAUUUAUAUUUUAAAAUAUAUAGAGAAAGUUGUAUUUUGUUUCACCUCGAAAAGUAAAGUUUGUAUCUGUCUUCUGGACAAUGGGACCAUUUGCAGUCGAGCGGGGAGUCGCGCUCGGAUUGUUGUGGAGUUGUUGCCUGGUGCUCGAGUGGCUGUCCGUGGCGGGUAGCUUGCUGCUGGACACGGGCAGCCACAGCGACCUCCACUCGAGUUUUGUGCACCGCCGCCUCAAGCACCACGAGAAGAAGAACAUGCAGCGAGAGAUCCUGUCCAUCCUGGGGCUGCCGCACCGGCCCAGACCUCACUCGCAUGGGAAGCACAACUCGGCGCCCCUCUUCAUGCUUGACCUGUACAAUGCCAUGUCCACCGGGGGCGAAGAGGAGGAGGAAGAGGGUUUCUCGCAUCAGUACAGACCGGUCUUUACUACGCAGAGUCCACCGCUGGCCAGCUUACAGGACAGCUCUUUUCUCAACCAGGCGGACUUGGUCAUGAGCUUCGUGAACCUAGUUGAGCAAGAAGAAGACUUUACUCUCUACCAGCCACACCGACAGGAGUACAAAUUUAACCUGUCCCAAAUUCCAGAGGGAGAAGCUGUCACGGCUGCAGAGUUCCGAAUUUACAAGGAGUGGGUCAGAAGCCGCUUUGAAAACGAGACAUUUGAGAUUGGCAUCUACCAGGUGUUGCGUGAAAAUGCAGACAGAGAUACAGAUCUGUUCCUUUUGGAUACGAGGACAGUUUGGGCCUCUGAGGAAAGCUGGCUGGUGUUUGAUAUCACUGCUACAAGCAACCUGUGGGUGAUGAGCCCCCAACACAACCUAGGACUCCAGCUGCGGGUGCAGACCAUCAACGGGCAAGGUGUCAGCCCCAAACUUUCUGGCCUGAUGGGACUCCAUGGGCCCCAGGAGAAGCAACCCUUCCUAGUGGCCUUCUUCAAAGCCAGCAAGGUGCAUAUCCGUACAGCUCGCUCAGCGGCAGGCAAGCGCAGGAACCAAGGCCGCACCAAAUCGACGUCUGUUCAGGAUUCGCCCAGGGCAACGAGUUUAACUGAGUACAAUACCAGUGACCAACGACAGGCUUGCAAGAAGCAUGAACUGUAUGUCAGCUUUCGGGACCUAGGAUGGCAGGACUGGAUCAUUGCACCUGAAGGCUACGCAGCCUAUUACUGUGAUGGAGAAUGCUCGUUCCCACUCAAUGCACACAUGAAUGCCACGAACCAUGCCAUUGUUCAGACACUGGUCCAUCUUAUGAAUCCGGACUACAUACCCAAGCCCUGCUGUGCUCCCACUAAGCUGAAUGCAAUCUCUGUGCUCUUCUUUGACGACAGCUCAAACGUCAUAUUAAAAAAGUACAGGAACAUGGUAGUCAGAGCAUGCGGCUGUCAUUAAAGGGGAGUGUCUGGAAUCUCAUCUUCAGGUGUACUGAAACUACUGGAGGAGCCAAAUCCUCAGCAUAUGGCAAUCAUUAAAAACCCUUUAAGCAAUACCUCUGUAAAUAAUGUUUACAAUUUUAAAAAAAGAAAUAAUCUACUUAAAGGCAGUUGUAAUAUAUUUUGUACAGUUUUCAUAAAAUGUAAUUUAUUUGUU